AUGAAAACUACCACCUGUGAUGAGGAAUAUGAACAAUCUAUCUAUCUAUCUAUCUAUCUAUCUAUCUAUCUAUCUAUCUAUCUAUCUAUCUAUCUAUUUCUGUGCAUAUCUAUGUCUGUUUAUAUCUAUCUAUCUAUGUAUCUAUCUAUCUAUCUGUCUAUCUAUCUAUCUAUCUAUUUCUGUUUAUAUCUAUGUCUGUUUAUCUAUCUAUCUAUCUAUUUCUGUAUAUAUCUAUGUCUAUUUAUAUCUAUCUAUCUAUCUAUCUAUCUAUGUAUUUCUGUGCAUAUCUAUGUCUGUUUAUAUCUAUCUAUCUAUGUAUCUAUCUAUUUCUGUGCAUAUCUAUGUCUGUUUAUAUCUAUCUAUCUAUCUAUCUAUCUAUCUAUUUAUGUAUUUCUGUGUAUAUCUAUGUCUGUUUAUAUCUAUCUAUCUAUCUAUUUCUGUUCUUAUCUCUCCCAUUCCUUUUCUCUGAUUGCUUUUCGCUCCAUACGCUUUUUACCUACUGGUACUUUCACUUUUUGUCAACUUUUUCUCUCUUCAUCAGUUACUUUCCUGGUACUCUCCGGGGAAGUAUAA
Molecule: messenger RNA, 573 nt
Organism: Acanthosepion pharaonis
Lineage: Eukaryota; Metazoa; Mollusca; Cephalopoda; Sepiida; Sepiidae
Source: the annotation of a GenBank genome assembly